Purpureocillium takamizusanense is the source of this 1224-nucleotide messenger RNA. RefSeq lists its product as uncharacterized. The record is from RefSeq and is a predicted model, not a curated record. Gene Ontology annotation, cellular component: tRNA (m1A) methyltransferase complex. Bases 1 to 1224 code for a protein of 407 amino acids. Gene Ontology annotation, biological process: tRNA methylation. The transcript has 2 exons. NCBI's taxonomy places the organism in Eukaryota, Fungi, Ascomycota, Sordariomycetes, Hypocreales, Ophiocordycipitaceae.
AUGCUUCCUCCCGGCCCCCGCGGCGUCCUUGCCCUUGGCCGCCGUGCCACGGGUGUCGCCCGGCGCUGCAGGUGCUUCUCGACCGAUCAAACCAUCAAGGAGCACGACGUCCUCGUCCUUCGCCAGCAGGGCGCCAAGUACGCGAAAUGGCACCUCACCGCGCCGCUGCGACCCGACUCGAAAGUCAAGCUCUCCUACGGCGAGUCCCUGUCGGGCGACCAGCUCAUCGGGCGCAGGGUUCUCGAUGUGGUGCGCGACAGCGGCGGCAAAAAUGUCGUCCUCCACGAGGCCACGCUGGCGACCUAUAUUAUCAAUUCGGCGCGCAUGGCCACGCCAAUAUAUCCGCACGACGCAAGCACUAUCGUUUCUCUGCUCGACCUCAACCUGUCGCGCCCGGGUGAGGACCCCGACGACGAUGCGGCGCCUCCCUUUGAGAUCUUCGAGGCUGGGACGGGCAUGGGGAGCCUCACGCUGCACCUCGCCCGUGCGAUCCAUGCGGCCAAUAACCCCGUUCCACCGGCCCUGCGCCGUGCACUCUGCGAGGCCAAGCUCAGAUCCCAGCAGCAAGACCCGUCCGCCUCACCGAUCGACCUCUCCCCGGACCACCAAGCGGCCUUGGACCAAUACACGACGGCCCGCCGCGCCGUCAUCCACACGCUCGACCGCAAUCCGAAGCACCUCAACGCAGCUUACAAGCUGGUUCGCAACUUCCGCCGCGCCCAGUAUCUGGCCUCGAUUGACUUCCACCUGGGGUCAGUUGAGGAAUACAUAUCUGCCCGCCUGGCCCAAUCCAAUGGGCAACCUUUCCUGUCGCGAGCUAUCUUGGACCUCCCGUCCGCACACGAGAAUGCCGAGCAGGUAAUCAAAGCGCUGUUUCCGAACGGCCUCUUAGUCUUGUUCAAACCGUCAAUCAGUCAGAUCGCCGACUUCCAGGCGUGGUCGCUGCGGACGCAGCAGCCCCUGCGCCUGGAAACGGUGCUGGAAUUGCCCACGGGUGUGGCGACAGACGGCGUCCACGACGCAGCCGGUGGCAAGCAGUGGGACGUCAGGACGGUGUUGCCCAAGGAGCACCAGGGCGACGAGAGCAAACGGGUGCAGGUCAUGCGGCCCAAGGUCGGCGACAGGAUCGUCGGCGGCGGGUUUGUGGCCGUGUUACGACGCUGGCCCGCUGGCGAGGCGCCUGUCGCCCAAGACGCAGAGACGGAGAGCCAGGAGGCGGAGUAG